CCAUACCCAACUGAUUAACAACCGUUUAGGUCAGCAUGUCGCGCGGAAAACCGGUAAACUAGACCGGUGGUUGCGGCUGUGUGGUCACAGAUUACGCUGAGCUGUCGAAAUGAGGACACGGCUCGAGUCUCUUGAAUAAAAAACGUUCACCUCAUUAGGAACACAAAGGGAAACUAAUCCCUGACCCACGCGUUUGGCAGGAUUUGAGGCGUUGGUGAGCGUGAACGCACUGACAUUCAAAACAGUGAUUAUUAUGUUUGUUAUUUUCAUAGUACCGCACCUUGUGGAUACAGUGGACAUGGCAGCACUCACUCAGGCGUCAAUUUCUCCUCCCGAAACGUCACUUCCACGGGAUAUCUGAAACUUUUCCAACGCUGCAAUACCGUGGGAGUCUAUGAGACUGUGUGGGAGGGAUCUCCCGUCCUAAAUCAACUAGCUGGGGAAACUUUUCGGGAGUUAGGAUUCUGGAGGCUACUAUAGCGGCGCUCACCGUCUCACUCUAUUUUUUGAAAAUGUUGUUUGUCUCUCGAGUCUAACACAACAAGGAAGUAUUCACAAUAGCCUUGCUGAUUUGGUGGUUGGUUGGGUAACGAGACACUUUUUUUGUCUAGUGAGUAGGUACACGUUUGAACCUUUUUCGAUUGGAUAUAUUGCGAGCGAUUCCGCAUCAUGUAACAACGGAUGGACAAUGCGCUUCCGAUGCGAACCGAUUGAAUAACUUCUAACCUAUUCAAUUACUUGUUUUCUUCGUUAUUAAUUUAGUUAUAAAAAGGAAUAGGACAGAACAUUUGGCCAUAUUGUUGCAGACAUUUGGCAUAGAAAACCCACCCCAAAAUGUGACACAUCAAGAGGUAAAAGCGAUAAUCAAAACCCAAUUGUAUAAACAUGUUCGAGUCAACUAUCACCGUCAACCCACGGUGACUGAUCCCUAAAGUGGAUCCCCCUUCCCCGGUAUUAUUCUAGCUCGUGCGUGUCCGGUGAACGAGGAGAUGAGCAAGGCGAGAUGGGACAGUGUCUCAGUUCAGAACAAGACCUAACGGAGGAGGGGAAGAAGGCGAAGCUUCAGAGCGCGAAGAUAGACAGGGACCUGUAUGAAUACGCCAAGAGGGAAAUGAACGUGGUCAAAAUUCUAAUGCUCGGAGCAGCAGAGAGUGGGAAGAGUACUCUGGUCAAACAGAUGAAGAUCAUCCACAGCCACGGCUUUACCAAGCAAGAGCUGACCAGCUUCAAGGUGCACGCCCACUCUGUGUUGUCCUGUGGGAGGUGUUUUGAUGAGGAUCAGGUGCUGUUUCCUUUCAUUGGCCACGCCCUUUCCUGUCUGUGGGCUGACCAGGGGGUCCGAGAGGCCGCAGCCAGGGGUUACGAGUUUGAACUCAACGACUCUGCCCUGUAUUUCUUUGGGAACAUGGGUCGUAUCAUCUCUCUGGACUACGUUCCCACGGAGACGGAUGUCCUGAGGGUCAGACUGAGGACCACUGGGGUCAUAGAGACGCAGUUCAAAGUCAAACACCUGCUCUUCAGGAUGUAUGAUGUAGGGGGUCAGAGGACAGAGAGGAGGAAGUGGAUUGGUUGUUUCGAGGACGUCCGGGCCGUGGUAUUUGUUGUUUCUCUCAGUGGAUACGACAUGACUCUAGUAGAGGACCCAUGUAUGAACCGCCUACAGGAGAGUCUGAAACUCUUCUCUUCCAUCUGCAACAACAUCUUCUUCAAGAGUACCUCAAUGAUCUUAUUUAUGAACAAGAUCGAUCUUUUUCAAGAGAAGAUUUUACAUUCGGGGCGGCAUCUGCGGCUGUAUGUGCCGCAGUUUAAAGGUGCAGACUGUGACGUUGACGCUGCGGCCCGAUACAUUGCCGGAAUGUUUGUGUCUCUCAACGCCACGCCCAGCAAACUCAUCUACCACCACUUCACCACGGCAACGGACACCUCCAACGUACAGAUUGUCUUCCAGGUCGUCAUGGACACCAUCAUCAAAGAGAACCUAGAGGCCGUCUCUCUGCUAUGAUUGGUUCUAAGAGUUCCUAUGAGUUCUAACAGUUCCGAUGGUGCUGGUUGGCUUCUGGACUCUGGGGUGAAGUUUCCCUCGGUACAGAGCUAGACUCAGCUUCCCCUCACCAAAUCAUAACCUUAAAGGGUCAAUCAGCUGUUGCUACGUCCAUUUUUGGACUUAGCAACUGGCCCAUUGAUUCUUGAAGAAUGGAACUUAUAAAUGGCUCAUGAGCUUAAUUCAAAAUAUACGCUUGUUUUACUCCGUUUGUAAACAACGUAAAUGUGAACAAAUAGCCUCAACAUGGUUCAAACUAGAAUGUUGAUAUCAUGGAUUGACAGUCUUUGCAUCCAUAGCUCUAGCUAUGCAUUUGAGAGAGGUUCCACUUCUCCAGCCCCGUCCCUCAGCUGUUUACCAAAACGGGCGGGGAGGACGCUUUGUUAUUGUUUCAACUGCUGAUUUCCACUUUAACCGUUAGUGGGGAUAAUGGAAAACUGACCCAAGAUCAGUGACUAGGGGCUCCGUCAACCUACUCUGUUUUCUGGUUACGGAAGAAAAGCGUGUUUAAGUCGACUUCAUAAUGAAAGACCCAUCGGUUCAGUUCCUCUGGACUUCCCAGAACGAGGAGGAGGUCUAUUGGAGAACAUUUCACUUCACGGAACGAGGAGGAGGUCUAUUGGAGAACAUUUCACUUCACGGAACGAGGAGGAGGUCUAUUGGAGAACAUUUGACUUCCCAGAACGAGGAGGAGGUCUAUUGGAGAACAUUUGACUUCACGGAACGAGGAGGAGGUCCAUUGGAGAACAUUUGACUUCACGGAACGAGGAGGAGGUCUAUUGGAGAACAUUUGACUUCCCAGAACGAGGAGGAGGUCCAUUGGAGAACAUUUGACUUCACGGAACGAGGAGGAGGUCCAUUGGAGAACAUUUCACUUCCCGGAACGAGGAGGAGGUCCAUUGGAGAACAUUUCACUUCCCGGAACGAGGAGGUCCAUUGGAGAACAUUUCACUUCCCGGAACGAGGAGGAGGUCCAUUGGAGAACAUUUCACUUCCCGGAACGAGAAGGAGGUCCAUUGGAGAACAUUUCACUUCCCGGAACGAGGAGGAGGUCCAUUGGGGGAACAUUUCACUUCCCGGAACGAGGAGGAGGUCCAUUGGGGGAACAUUUCACUUCCCGGAACGAGGAGGAGGUCCAUUGGGGGAACAUUUCACUUCCCUCUCCUUGUUUUUGUGAACAAUCAUGGACUAUGGUACAUAUUUAUUUGUGUUAUUGUUGUUGCUAUGCAACCCUAAUCAGAAUAGGAAUAAUACAACAUCAACAUUUUAAUUCUUAACAUACUUGUUAUAUUUCUGAUUCAUAUCAGAGCUCAUUGGAGGGACCCUGUAGACGGUAAUGAUAGGUUUCCUCUCAUCUUUGGUUGCUCGGUUACAGUCAUCCGGCUAAAUGCUCACUCAGCUUAGUGCAUGUCUUAGUGUGUGUGUGGGCAGGCAGGAGGAUUUACCGUUUGUCCAUUAGAUGCGCGGGCAGUGUGGUACUGGUGUGGAGGUGUGGAGUUAUGGGUCACUCAUCCAUACAGACUGUGUGUUAAGGGGUUCUCUCAUGCAUACAGACUACGUGCAUUUUCCUCCCAUCCAUCAAUGCCUAUCACUCCUUAAUGGGACAGAGAUCACAGAAAACAACUGGCUUUAUUUAACUGCAGUAAAUCUCAUCACUCUUGUGUCCUGCUCUCCUUUCCUCUCUCUUGCUCUCUCUCUCUCUCUCUCAAACACCUCUUCCUCUCUCUCUCCCUCUCUCAAACACCUCUUCCUCUCUCUCUCUCCCUCUCUCAAACACCUCUUCCUUUCUCUCUCCUCUUUUUUCUUAAUUUACAUGUUUUAUUCUGUCAUUCAUUUGGGGAUUUUUGUCUAAAUUGCUCAACAGACAAGUAUCUGUUGGAAGACUAUUGCUAUCAAACUAUUGUCUAAGCAUUUGAGAAAUAAAAUCUUACCAUUAUGUA
Oncorhynchus kisutch (coho salmon) is the source of this 3981-nucleotide messenger RNA. RefSeq names its product guanine nucleotide-binding protein G(o) subunit alpha-like. Gene Ontology annotation, molecular function: guanyl nucleotide binding; GTPase activity; G protein-coupled receptor binding. Gene Ontology annotation, cellular component: heterotrimeric G-protein complex; cytoplasm. The transcript has 8 exons. Bases 1004 to 2002 code for a protein of 332 amino acids. NCBI's taxonomy places the organism in Eukaryota, Metazoa, Chordata, Actinopteri, Salmoniformes, Salmonidae. The record is from RefSeq and is a predicted model, not a curated record. Gene Ontology annotation, biological process: Rho protein signal transduction; adenylate cyclase-modulating G protein-coupled receptor signaling pathway.